AUGGUGCGGCUGUCAGACUUUUACAAUAGAACAUCUGGGAGGAAGGCCGAGAGGAAAACCAAGAAAGGGAUGCCAGCUGUUCAAGUAUUUGGGCGCAAGAAAACCACCACUGCACUAGCCCACUGCAAACGUGGAAAUGGACUUAUCAAGGUCAAUGGACGCCCACUAGACCAGAUGGAGGCAGAAAUUCCCCGUGGUAAGCUUCAAGAGCCAGUAUUGUUUCUGGGUAAAGAGAGAUUUUCUGGAGUUGAUAUCCGUAUCUAUGCAAUCAAGAAAGCUAUUUCCAAGGUCAUCGUGUCUUAUAAUCAAAAAAUAUGUGGAGAAGCCUUUAAGAUAGAGAUCAGACAUGUUUUGACCCAGUGUGGCAGAUCUCUCCUUGUUGCAGAUCCACGUCUUUGCGAAGUGUCGUGGUCCUGA
Molecule: messenger RNA, 417 nt
Organism: Candidula unifasciata
Lineage: Eukaryota; Metazoa; Mollusca; Gastropoda; Stylommatophora; Geomitridae
Source: the annotation of a GenBank genome assembly